AUAAACAAAUCUGAAUUAACCUAGAAAUUUUUAGAAGCUCACAAACCUCAAAAUCAAGCGUCGAUGUUUUAAUUAUUUAAACAGGAAUUAAAAAACAUAAUUAAAAUGAGUAGCGGGAUGCUAUAUGGUGGUGAUGAAAUAGGAGCUUUAGUCUUCGAUCCUGGACAUCAUUCUUUACGUGUAGGAUACGCUCAAGAAGACACUCCUAAGGCCGAAAUACCUUCUGUUAUCGGGGUAGCACCUGAACAAGUAAAAUUGGAACCAGAAGCGAAAGCAGACGACAGCAAUGUUUCUUCAACCCCUUCAUCAUGGAAAUACUAUAUUGAUACUAUAUACUUACAUAAACCUAGACCAAAUAUGGAACUUCAUAGUUAUAUGAAAGAUGGUAUGAUUGAAAAUUGGGAUUAUUUUGAAAAAAUGAUGGAUUAUUCUUACUCAAAGAUCAUCCAAUCUGAAUCACAUUAUCAUCCAGUUCUGUUCUCUGAAUCACCUUGGAAUCAGAGACAAAAACGUGAAAAACUAACUGAGAUUAUGUUUGAAAAGUAUAAAGUACCAGCAUUUUAUUUGGUAAAGAAUGCAGCUUUGGCUGCAUUUGCAAACGGAAGGGCAACAGCUCUUGUUAUUGACAGUGGGGCCACUCACACUUCAGCAGUGCCUGUCUUAGAUGGUUAUGUUAUUUCAAAUGCAGUUGUGAAAUCUCCUUUAGGUGGGGAUUACCUAGUUUUGAGAGCUAGAGAAAUGUUGGAAAGCUUAGGAAUUGAUUUAACUCCAUCAGUAUUGAUAGCAAACAAAGAAGUAAUUAGGGAUAAAGACAAACCAAGAUAUACCAAGAAAACUUUUCCUUUAGAAAUAACCAAUAGUUGGAUGUCCUAUAUGACAAGAAAAACUGUACAGGAUUUCCAGCAAAGUGUUCUACAGGUAUCAGAGUCUCCUUAUGAUGAAAGAGUUGCUGCUAGCAUUCCCAUGGUACAUCAUGAAUUCCCUACAGGUUACCAUCAAGAUUUUGGCCCAGAAAGGUUCAAGCUAGCAGAAGGAUUAUUUGAUCAUGCAAUGCUUGGAGCAGGAUACAUCGCUGCAACCAGUGCAGGAAUGUGUGAUGUAGACAUUCGUCCAGCCUUAUAUAGUUCAGUGGUGUUAACUGGAGGGAAUUCUCUUGUACAGGGAUUCAGUGACCGACUGAGCAAAGAUCUCUCAUCAAGGACACCAGGCUCAAUGAGGUUAAAAAUGAUAGCUGCCAAUGGUACUGUAGAAAGGAGAUUUGGUGCCUGGGUGGGAGGAUCUAUAUUAGCUUCAAUUGGUACUUUCCAGCAAAUGUGGAUGUCUAUGCAGGAAUAUCAAGAAUGUGGAAAAGCCCAGAUAGAUCGCAAGUGCCCCUGAAGUUUGAACUUUUCUUCUUAAUAUUUUUUUAGUGAUAUUUUUUACAUGAACGCCAUUAUGUAGAAUUGAUUCAGAUUGAGUUUCUAAAAGCUUGUUUCGAAUAUUUCACUUAAAUUGAGCCUAAAAAAUAUCAUUCAACAUUAAGUGUAACCCUUGAAACUCUUGUUUAUAUGAAUGUCUAAAUAUAAUAAUUUAUAUUCGAUAAUAAUUUGAAAAGAAAUUAAUGACCAAAACUGGUAAGUGAAGAAUGAUUUAUGAAAGAAAUAAAAGUUUUCAAGUAGA
This is a messenger RNA of Coccinella septempunctata (seven-spotted ladybird), 1659 nucleotides long. It is a transcript of the gene Bap55, whose product is annotated as actin-like protein 6B. Gene Ontology annotation, biological process: regulation of transcription by RNA polymerase II; nervous system development. The transcript has 7 exons. NCBI's taxonomy places the organism in Eukaryota, Metazoa, Arthropoda, Insecta, Coleoptera, Coccinellidae. Gene Ontology annotation, molecular function: chromatin binding. The record is from RefSeq and is a predicted model, not a curated record. The coding region runs from base 106 to 1377 and encodes 423 amino acids. Gene Ontology annotation, cellular component: NuA4 histone acetyltransferase complex; SWI/SNF complex.